Onychostoma macrolepis is the source of this 4734-nucleotide messenger RNA. RefSeq lists its product as uncharacterized. Lineage: Eukaryota; Metazoa; Chordata; Actinopteri; Cypriniformes; Cyprinidae. The record is from RefSeq and is a predicted model, not a curated record. The coding region runs from base 889 to 2193 and encodes 434 amino acids. The transcript is spliced from 2 exons.
AUAUAUAUAUAGUAGAAACUUAAUUUCCUGUAAAGCUGCUUUGCAACGAUUGUAUUGUAAAAAGCGCUAUACAAAUAAACUUGAAUUGAAUUGAAUUUGUUAAAUCAAAUGCAAAAUUGUGUGUCUGAUUGGUCCAAAUGCUACAUAGGUGUUGAUUUUCGGACCUCAGAGAUCUCAAAGGAGUAUUACUGAUACCAUACUUGACACUAACAUUUUUUUAAUGUUUUAUGAGACGUGCACCAAGUGUAUGUUAGCUUAUAUCCCGCCGGUUCAUAUUUACGCAUCUUAACCUCAUAACCAUGCAUCAGAUUCGUUCUGAAUGAAUCUCUUCCCAAAUCGUCCCUCCCAAACAUUUUUGUCGUUUUUUAUUCAUUGACGAAAAUGUCAAUAGAUCUGUCAUAGUUUUUGUCAUUCAAAACGAGUUUUAGCUCGUUAUCAUCUUGUUUUCAUUGGUGAAAAAAUGUUGAUGAAAAUUAUUCGUCAACGAAAUGAACACUGCUGUCCUGCUGGUAGGUCCAAUACUCUGGCAGGUUGAGCUUCUGUGCCGACGCCAUCAGGUUUUCAUCCAGAAUCUUAGGAGGUAGAUAGGAGGUAGUCCUCAUUUUUCAUGAUACCAUCUAUCGUAACGAGGUUACCUGUACCACUGGCAGAGAAACCUGCUGUGCUUGACUUUUGGGAUGGUAUUUUUAGGAUUGAAGACUUCCUUCCUUUUGGUGUUCCUUUUUUACACCACCCUGCUGAAAAAUUCAGCAUAAACCAGCAUGGAUUCCAAGCUGGUUCAUGCAGGUUUAUGCUGGUUAGUGCUGGUAUAGUGCUGGUCUAGCUGGUGGACCAGCACAUCCAUUCUGUUCUCAAGCAAAAUGGAGCUGGUGAUGCUGGUUCACCAGCAUGGGCUUUGUUCACUCGGCAGGGCAAACAUUUGCAACAUCCAUAUGUCCAAAGAGCUACAAUUUAGACUCGUCUGACCAGAGGAUGGAUGACCAGAAGUUCGAUCUCUAUCUAGAUACACAUGUAGGUAUUCCAUCAAAGAGGCAGCAAGUCCUGCCCCCCGCUGAAGAAAUGGAGUGGACCAUCCUGGACACUUUACUGGAUACCACCAGCGUGGACAGCUUAUAUGAUGACAUUACAGACCUAGGUUAUGUCCCAACCCCUAUGAUGACUCAGACUGAAGUGGAACUUGGAGACCCAGGGGAACAAGUUCAAGAGCCAGAGCCCCAGCCAGAGCCACAGCCUGAUGUGGAAUCACGUCGACCACCAAUGAGAGAGCCAUGUGGUGCCAAAUGUCGAAGAAGGUGUACAGACCAUAUUUCAGAGGAAAGACGGAGGGAGAUAUGGAGUCAAUACUGGGAGAUGACCUACACAGAAAGACGAUCAUGGAUGUUUUACUUAGUUACCCUAAUGCCAACCAAAAGACUAACAACUGGCCCAGAAAGUCGCCGUGGCCGCUCAUUCAUCUACCGGCUGCAAAACCAAAAAGGAGAGCCAAGACAGGUCUGCAAAAUGUUUUUCCUGUCAUCAUUGGGCUACCACCCUAAAAAUGACAGUCUUGUCAUUUCCAUGAUGGGGAAGUCGAACUCCAGGCCACUGGUUCCAUCCAAGGACCAGAGAGGAAAGCAGGCUGCAGUCAACAAGAUGGACGUGAAGACCCUUGAUGACCACAUUGAGUCCUUCCAUCCUUGUGUGAGCCAUUACAGACGGGAGCAUGCCCCAAACCGACGGUACCUGCCAAGUGACAUCACAAUAAAGAUGAUGCAUUCAGACUACCUGGAUAAAGGAAACGCCUGCUCCUAUGAAGCAUACAGGAAGAUUAUAAAAGACAAAAAAAUCAGCUUUGCCAAACUUGGGGAGGAGCAAUGUGAGGACUGUUUGGAACAUGCUGAACAUGCGAACUGCCACACAGGGGAGACUGAAAGCUCAGAUUGCCCAGAGUGCCUAAGGUGGAACAAACUUAAGGAGUCUGCCCUAGAGAGCCGCCAAAGCUACCAGGCAGAUGCAGAGAGGGACUGGCCGGACAUGACAUCAGUUCGGAGCGUGGACCUCCAGAAGGUGAUAAUGCUGCCACGCAUGCCAGGAGUCAAGUCAGCAGUAUUUACUCGUCGCAUCGUGGCAUACCACGAAUCAUUUGCCUCAGUGGGGAAAAAAACUAACAAAAAAAAACACCAUCUCUGUAUUGUGGCACGAGGGAAUGGCUAGGCGAAGUGCAGCGGAAAUUACAUCAGCAUACACAACUGCAUUGGAGAAGGAGCGGGAUGUACGCCACACCAUAUUCUGGGUGGACAACUGCAGUGCACAGAAUAAGAACUGGUGCCUUCUAUCCUCACUCGUCACUCUUGUGAACAGUGACACCAUUUCACAGGAGGACAUCACUCUAAAGUUUUUUGAGAGGGGACACACGUUCAUGAGCGCAGACAGUUUCCAUCAUGGUGUCGAGCAGCAAAUGAGGAGCCGUCCAGGUGGUGUGGUCUACGACUUGAGGACUUUCUGAGUGUUGUGGCAAGCUCCAACUCCAGGAAGGUGGAGGUUGUCAAAUUGGAGAAUGCCAAUGUGCUAGAUUGGAGGGAUGGCCACUCCACCGUCAAGGUCAAGAAAGCGCAAGCACCAAAGCUUGGGGAGAUGGUGGAGAUACAGGUGCGGCGUGGCUCCAAGAGCAUAUUUUACAAAUUAUCCCAUACGGAGAACGAAUUUAUGGAAUUGGACUUCCUCAUGAAGAAAUUCUCGCUGAAGGUGCCCACUCUUUUGCGACCACAGAAUAGAGGGGUUGAGGAGGUCAAGAAGAGAGACAUCAUCUGUAAUCUUUGUCCUCUCAUGCCACCAAACAGGAGGGUGUUCUGGUAUUCCCUGCCUGUGAGCAAUGUUGUGGAGGAUGAGGAGUAAUAACCAUAUGAAAUGUGGUGUUCAUCAAUUAUUUGUAUUAUUAUUAUUAUUAUUAUUAUUAUUAUUAUCAUUAUUUUAUUUAUUUAUGUAACCAGGUUGAAAAGUUGGUGUCGAAUGCAAGACUGUUUUUUUUACCCCCCUGGUUUGAAUGUACUGUGCAUAGUGUGUUUUCAUCUGUUGCCAUAAUGUUAUGCUGGCCCUUUAAGAAACACGGCGGCGUGAGUGUCGUGAAGUGCUGCGAGAGCCGCGAAUGAGCAGCACGAGUUAUUGGUGCAGGGUGGAUGUUCCUCGUGAAGUGGAGGAUUGAGGUCGUUAAAAUCCAUUAAAACCCAAAAUAUAGAGAAAUAUGUACAUACAGUGAGUUAUAUACUCGUUCUCAGUGUGAUGGGAAUUCGGAUGGCUGUGUAAUUUUGCAUAUCAACAGUGAUUGCUGACGAACAGAUCGUGUAGGGAAGCUAACCAUUCCUCACCAAAGCGUAAGUGUUGAUGAUAGUCUGUAUCAGUGUACUGUUAAAAACUUUAUUUGUGCAUAAUCUAAUGCAAACCAGUGUUAUUGAAACAGUUAUUUUGUUUAGAGGGGAGAAAAGUGCUCUGUAGACCCUCUGAGUGUUUCCGGUGUGAGUGUGAAGCAUUCAAGUGAGUGUUGUUCACUUUUAUUGAUUGUAAAAGUGUUUACUAGUCAUGUGCAUUCAUGUUUCAUUGGAACAAGUACCCAGAUAGCACACGUACGUCUGCAAGAUGUCUGUUAAAGAUCUGUUGAUCUGGAAAGCAUCUGCUGUCUACAAACAUCUGACAGACAUCUGUAAGAUGUCAGUUUUACAUACAUUCUAAAUCAUAAACAUCUUAAAGACAUCUAAUAGACGUCUAUUUGACAUCUAAAAGGAGACGUCCUAUAGACGUAUUGCAGAUGACCAAACACCCUAAAAAAUAUGUCUUGCAGAUGUCAAAUAGACGUCUCCUAGAUGUACGUGUGCUAUCAGGGUAUAAUGGUAUUAUUGUUUUAACGUCCAUGUGUUCCAAAUGUUAAGGAAAAGUUUUGUAUUUUGUCCCUUUAUCGUCCGCAGAGGGAAAUCGAGUCAGCAUAUGGCAGUGUUAACAUGUACAUGUGCUAGAGUGGUGAUGAGCUGUAAGUUUGAAUCAUCAAAUUCCUAUGAGCACUCCUUUACUACCCAGAUAGCACACGUACGUCUGCAAGAUGUCUGUUAAGGAUCUGUUGAUCUGGAAAGCAUCUGCUGUCUACAAACGUCUGACAGACGUCUGUAAGAUGUCAAUUUUACAUACAUUCUAAAUCAUAAACAUCUUAAAGACAUCUAAUAGAUGUCUAUUUGACAUCUAAAAGGAGACGUCCAAUAGACGUAUUGCAGAUGAGCAAACACUCUAAAAAAUACGUCUUGCAGAUGUAAAUGCAGAUGUCAAAUAGACGUCUCCUAGAUGUACGUGUGCUAUCAGGGUAAUGUAAGGUUGACUGUGUUAAAUUGUGCAGUAGCGUUUGUAAUGUAUUAAGGAUAUCAAAAAUGCAACUUCUAAUUUCCUUUCCGUGUACUUUUCAUGUAAUUUGAGUAGCCUUAUUUGGUUUGACAACUUUGAUUUGUUGACAGCUUACACCUAUGUGUCUAUUUGUUUUCCAGCAUGAAAGGCUACUACCGUUGUCUAUGUUAGCUGGUUAUUGUGAAUGUGGAAAAAGAAAUGCACUCAAUUUGAUGUGAUGAUCAACCUUUAUUGCUCUCAAUGGCUGUAUUUAAGUUCUCAUUUUUCUGUCCAAAACCCCAAAAUUUGCAUACUUAAUGCUGCGCUGUUCCAAGUGCAGUCUGGAAUAAAAGGCCCGAUUGAAAUUCUUCAUCCUGUGUCCGGUGUGACAAA